This is a messenger RNA of Acyrthosiphon pisum (pea aphid), 4192 nucleotides long. RefSeq names its product transient receptor potential channel pyrexia. Lineage: Eukaryota; Metazoa; Arthropoda; Insecta; Hemiptera; Aphididae. Gene Ontology annotation, molecular function: monoatomic ion channel activity; protein binding. Gene Ontology annotation, cellular component: transmembrane transporter complex; membrane. The coding region runs from base 758 to 3508 and encodes 916 amino acids. The transcript is spliced from 2 exons. The record is from RefSeq and is a predicted model, not a curated record. Gene Ontology annotation, biological process: monoatomic ion transmembrane transport.
AGUUCGCUUAUGACUUACACAAACCAAAAUACUUGUGUUUUUCACUUUUGGUAUGUAUCGAAAAAAAAUGGAUACAUAUAUAAUAUUAAAUGCCUAUACCAUGAAUAAUUGUGUAAGUAUACAGGCUACAGCACAUGUACAGUACCAUUUGAUACAAUUAUAUUAUGUAAAAUAAAAUAUUAAUAAUAGUAAGACGUACCUAUGUGAACGCAUGCAUUCAAUUAUAUAUUAUCAUACCGCAGCAAUAGCAACGGAGACGCAGUCACGGUGCAGGAUUUGCACGUUACCGGUCACCGCCGCGUGCGCGUUAUAAUAUUACAAUAUGAAUUUGGUAUUACAAUAACGAUAAUAUUAUUAUAAUAAUAAAAACAACGAUGAAUAAUAAUAGUAAUAAUAUAUUAAACGAAACGGAGCGGAGCGCCGAGCGGCUGACGCGCGCGCGUGUCUGGCCGUCGGGAGGGGGUAGGGGGUAUAUAGAGGGAGAUACGAUCGCGUACCUAUAUAGUUCCGAUAGCAGCCACGCUGUUGGCAUCCGUAGCACCACGAGAGGCCACCGACCGCAUAUAAUAUUAUCAUACAGCCGCCGCACCGGACAUUGGCGAGCGAAUCGUCGAAGGAACCGAACGACGCGCGCGGGAACCCAGUGCGCUUCAGCACGGCGAGAUACUACACGCACGAAACGACCGUCAGCCAGUCUUCCGACAUCCGGUUUCCAAUAUUGUUUAUUGUUCCGCACCAUUCGACGUGCACCGUCACCAUGACCGGCAAACAUCACCUGGAAGUGGCCGUGCCGCUGGACAGGACCAUCAGCCUAAACGUGCACAACCGGCAAGGUGGCGCGGCCGCAGCGUCCCGGUCACCGUCGUCGCUCAAGGACCGGUGGUACAGCUUCCGGCACCGGCCGGGCGGCGGCGGUGGCGAUCAGCGGCGGCGGUCCAACGUCGAGGAGUUCCUGUUCAUGGAGAGCCUACCAGACACGCCAGCCGCUGACGAGCCGCCGUCCGCGGCCGGACAGGAGAUCGAACUGUCCAUAACCAUACGGAAGGACACCAUUAGGCGGGAUCUGAUGGACUCAAUGCGCACGUGCAACGGGCGGCUACAGCUCAUGGAACUCGUAGAGCUCGACGAGUUCGACCCGGGCGGCGUGCACCCACCACCCAACCAGAGCGAGCUGGACAGGCUGCUCUGCUGGGCUGUUUACAUCGGCGCGCCGACAGAAUGCCUGGACACGCUGCACGAGUGCGGCGCCAACUUGCACUAUUCGCACUGCGGCAACAUCACGGCCGUUCAUUUGGCCGCCUUCAUGGGCAACGCCGACGCGCUCAGGUGGCUAAUAAAAAAAAAAUGUGACAUGGACACAAUUCAAAGUGGAUAUACACCAUUACAUUCAGCUGUUAUGGGCAACGCUUUAGAAACUACAAAAAUUCUGAUAGACCAGAGAUGUAAAGUAACUGACACAGUAUUACAUUGUGCAGUACAAGCCAAUGCUGUAGAAUGUGUCAAGUACUUACUAAACAUUGGUAUAGACCCCAACACUUUGGAUACCAGCGGGAAUACACCUCUUCAUUUAGCAGCAGAUAAAGGAUAUACAGAAUGUCUAAAACUUCUUUUAGCCAGAAGUAAUAAAACAAUAAAUUUAAAUUCUAAAUCCAGGCAAUCGACGGCCUUGCAUAUGGCGGCUGAAAAUGGAUAUACAGAAUGUGUUCAAAUACUUUUACACACAGGGUCUAGUCAUAGUGCGGUAAAUUACAAGAAUCAAACAGCUUUACAUCUAGCUGCCAAAGCUCAAUGUGCCGAAUCUGUUGUUAUAUUAUUAGAAUUAGGAGCCGAAGUAAAUGCUUUAGAUAUCGACAAAAGGACAGCAUUACAUUCUGCUGUUUGUAAAGCUUAUUUAUCAUUCCACGUGGUUGAAGUAUUGGUAAAAUGGGGGGCAAAUGUCAAUAUUAAAGAUAGAUAUGGGUACGCUCCUCUUCACAUAGCUGCUUUAAAUGAGUUAUCCCAAUGUGUCGAUUUUUUAAUCAUAAAAGGAGCUGACAUAAGUUCUAGAACAGUAGGCGGGAUGAGUGCUUUAAGCAUAAUAAACAGAAAAACACCCACAAGUAUAAAUACAAUUAAAAAAAAAUUUGACCAGGCAAUUACAUUAAAUGACCAAGCUUCCGCCAAAGAAGUUGAACUAAUAAUGGAUUUUCGAUACUUAUUACAAAAUCCUAGUCAAGGGGAAAUCAUUUUAUUACAUACAUUGGAAGAAUGUGGUCAAAAGGCUAUGCUUGAACAUCCAUUAUGUAAAGCAUUUUUGUACUUAAAAUGGCAAAAAAUUCGUAGAUUUUAUUUUGUACGUCUGGUUUUUGAUGCAAUUUUUGUUUUACUCUUAACCACUUAUGUAAUGACAGCUUUAGCACAUGAUUGUUAUAAUAAGUCAAGAAACCUAACAGACAAAAAAAAAAUAACUCAUAGUCAAGAACUUAACGAAUUGGAGAAUCAAAAUGCCUGUCGUUUAAAUGUGAAUGUAUUUGAUUCACAAUUAAUAUCACACAUAAUUAUAGAAUUUGUUUGGUAUAUAUUGUUGAUAUUUACAAUCAUCAUAAUAAUCAGAAAAUUAAUUGGUACAACAGGAUUUACUUCAGUCAAACAAUAUUUCUUAAACAUUACUAACAUUGUUGAAUGGUUUGUGGUUGCAAGUGUUUUUUUAACAUCCUUUUUAUAUGGAAAUAAAACGUAUGACUGGCAAAACCCUAUUGGAGCAUUUGCCGUUUUGUUUGGAUGGUCAAAUUUAAUGGUGAUGAUUGGCCAGUUACCUAUAUUUGGAACAUAUAUUGCAAUGUUUACCAAAGUUCAAAAAGAAUUUGCUAAAUUGUUGCUAGCUUACUCAUGUUUGCUUAUAGGAUUUACAAUAAGUUUUUGCACACUAUUCCCUACAUCAGAUGAUUUCAAUAAUCCCUUAAUAGGUAUAGCAAAAGUUCUAGUAAUGAUGACAGGAGAACUUGACAUAGAUUUGCUAUUGAAAUCCGAAGAAUCUCCAAUUAUUUUUAACGUAAGUGCUUAUAUAACUUUUAUACUGUUUAUUGUAUUUGUUACUGUUGUAUUAAUGAACUUGCUAGUCGGAAUAGCAGUUCACGAUAUCCAAGGUUUGCACAAAACUGCAGACCUCUCAAAACUUGUCAGACAAACUCAACUAAUUCACUCUCAAGAACAAGCAUUAUUUCAAGGUUGUUUACCUAGGCGUGUUAUAAAUUUUUUUAAUUGGAGCGCUAGAGUUACACCAUCAGCGUAUCGAGUGGUACUUUAUGUAAAACCAUUAAAUCCUACAGAAAAAAGAUUACCAAAAUACAUAAUGGAAGAUGCAUUGAAUAUAGCAAGGCAACAACGAUUAAAUACAGUUGACUAUAAACAAGCUAUGUUAGAAAAUAAAAUGGAAAACAAGGCUUUAGUUGAAGAAAUUAAACAACUAAAAGAAAUUGUACAAAAUCAACAAGAUCUCUUAUUAAAGCUUAUUAAUAAAUCUUCAUAAAUAUUCCUAGUCUUAAUUUGUAUUUGUUAUGUAAUUUAAAUAUUAUAUGAACUAUGUUAUAUUUAAAAAUUAUUGAUGUGUUGAUAAAAAUAUUUGAAAAUAUUACUUCAUUAUAAUAUUGAAUUAUGAUCUUGUUAUGUUUGUCAUGAUAAAUUACCUAAUAAUAAACCCUUAUAUGUUUUUUUAAAAAAAUAAUAAGAGUAUUUUGAUAUAUAAGGGUCAUAUUUUUUAUUUUCCUAUGACAUUUUCCUUUAACUCAAAAUAAUCCAAUAAGUCAAUAGUUAUGUAUGGGUAAAAUGAGGUAAUAUUGAUUGGACAAUAAAAUAAUAUAAUACAUAAACAAGAUAACUUUUACUGUUCUGAGUUCUCCUUUCAUUAGUUAAUACACAGUUGUAUCUUACAUGCUUAAAAUACAAAUCUUAAUUAUCAUAAAAACUAAUAUUCUAAGCAUGCACACAUCAGCAAUUUCCGUUCAAUAAGGACACAUUUCAAAUUUAUAAAUACCACAUUGUGAAUUUAAUUUCUUAGUAUUUGACGUUCAUAUGUUGUUUAUAAAUGUUAAUAUAAACAAAAAAUAAGCCAGAUCUUAGAUUUAUAAGAUUUUGUUACUGAAAUUUAACUAUACGCAAUGUGUUUUUGAUUACUGAUAAAUAAACUAAUUUCAAACACCCGGUGGUUCUUAAA